AUGCCUGGCGACUUCUCGGCGGGUCACAUGCCCGCGAGACAUUCCAUCCUUGUUUCAUCGUCUGGCUCGACGGCGAGGUUCUCACUCCCGAGCAGUCUCCUCGCAGAGGACGGACUGCAGUAUGGGCCCCCCCCGGAAGUCCACUCUGGGUGUCUAGGGCGCGGCACUCGUCCGCGGGCAGCCUCAAGCGACUCGGAGGAAGUCGAUUCCGAUGAGGGCGAGGCAGCUCAGCGACGGCAGCCUCUUGCGGCUGGUCGGGCCUGCAGAACAAACGAGGAAGAGACUCCUCCUCUUGCAGCAGCUCCCCAUCACCAACGUGCCUGGCGGGCAGAUGCGGACGAUCGAGUUUCAGAAUAUGUGCCUGGCGUGGAGGGCGCCGCAAAGUCGGAGGCUCAGCCUACGUCCUCAAGGAAUCAAGGCAACUACGGCGGGCGGCACGAGCGCGGAUACCUUUUACGGAUGCCUGCUCAAACGGAAGGCGUGGCGACUGGAUCUGGACGCAUUUUCAGUGGAGACUCCUCAGGUCGGGGGCCCGUGGAUCUCUUGAGGUUGGUGUCGCUGCGGAGACACGGGAAGUCCUGCUUCCGUCCGACAACGCUCGUCCGACAGUCGCAGUCAGGCGCCCCGAGACCGGAUGAAGCAGGUGCGCUGCCAGUGCGACCAGCGCCGGUGGAUGCGGAAACCGCUUCAACAGCGCCCUCCCCUCUCCCACCUAGUCGUAGCGGAUCGAGGGCAGAGCAGGCGGGUGGCCACGACGAACUCGUUUCCGCUGCAGAUGGUCUCCAGCGCAAAGACCUUCACACUAACGGACGCAGUGCAGUUCAUACAGCAAGGCAAAAGGGUAAUGAACCGGUGCCACCGCGCGGGUGCCCGCUAGUGGCGGCACGAGGAAGCUCGACGGCGACGCCACAUCUUGUAGAAGGUAGCUUGCCGGAGGGGAGUUCCUCUGCGGGCAUUCGCAGGCCGCGCGACUCCAUCGCGUCUUCUCUUGAUCGUUCGUCUACGGGAGGCUGCCCCACCGCCGAUUCAGGACUGCACGACUUCUUGUACGCUGCCGCCGCUUCACCGCAUUUCGACGAAGGCGCUCCGAGGGGCGAAUGGGGGGAGACAGACGAGCGCCAGGGGGAAUCGCCAGUAGGCAGCUUUUUUUCUGCCGGAGCUACGGUUGCUGGACAAGGGUCGCCUCGUUCUUGCGCUGGCCUGGCGAACCGCGCAAGCGAGCACUACGCGCUGGGGCCGGGGACACGCUUUCCAGCGACCGCGUUUGAGGGCCUCACGGUGCCUCUCUCAGAGGCCACGACACGAGCAGCAGAAAGCAGCGGGCGGCUGCGAGAGGCUUCCCGCGGGCACGGGAGACUUGACAAACUCACAGUGAAGCGCGUGCGCGGUCCUGCAGGUGCCAGUAAAGAAACCGGCAAGACGAUCCUACGGCGACGCACGCCUUCUGACGAGUCAGCGUGUCCCACCAGCUCCACAGACAGGCGUGAGCCGCUCCGCCCAAGCGGGAAGAGGAAUCUCAAUUCCAGCUGCUUCGCCCUCGCGGGCAGAGUCGAUGGGCAGCGGUCCCUGCGGACCGAAGGCGCGACCGCGACCGAGAAACCGACCAGCAAGGAUCGCGCGCGUCAAAAGUGCGCGCGGUAUUUCCAUCGGUGUGUGUCUGCCGCUCGAAGCGACGCGCUGCUGGAAGUGCGACAAUUUCAACGGAUGCUGCACGGGGCAUGCGUUGCGGGCGAGCAGACACGAGGAGAAUUCGACACAGCGCAGGAUCGCGCCUGGUUUUGCUCAAAUACUGAGCAGCUACCCUCGAAGGAAGCAACGCAAUACCCGCUUAGAAACCGCGGUUUUCGACCAUUCGGCGUCUCUGAUCACGUAGGCAAUCUGCCUGAUGGCCUAUCUGAAGGCCUACCUCUCGCGCUCUUUCGUCCGGCGGAAUCCCCACCCGAUUCCCGAGGGACUGCAGUCUGUGGAGAAGCGCACUCUCCUCCACGUGCAAGUGGAACUGGCGAUGCCUCUGGGGAGGCGUCGUCUCCCGCUGGGUGCUUCGGCCCGGGCGCCUUGCAAAGACAGGAGCGCGAGGGCGCCUUGGCACGAUGGUGCAGACGCCUGCUUCUCGUCCAGGUGCUGCGGGCGAAAGAAGCCUUCCGCGGUGGCGGCGUAGUCAUCGUCGGACGUUUGGUCAAGGUUUCCCACAUGGGUGUAACGCCGUGCACGUCGGGGGACGGCGGGGGAGUCAACGUACAAUUUAUUAUCGAACCGCAGAGGUGGUGCAGCAUCUGCAAGGUCGUAGCGGGCUCUUUGGACACGGCGACCGCAGUGGCGGGAGCCCCAGGCGAAGCUCGCCAUCAAGAGGGGCAGUUAAAAGGCGCCACUGAACGCGGCAUUUCUGAGAGUAUGCGUGAAACCUGUUCAGGGACAGAGCCGAGGUGGAUUCAUCGGCCCCUGUUACUGGGACUCCUGAGACCGCGGAUGCUGCGGGUGCAGAGGGGACAACCUGGAUGGGGAGGCGUGAGUAGUGAGCCGCGAGGCCGAGCGACCAGCGCAGGGAAGCGCUGGCUGCUGCUUCACGCAGGUGUCAUUCCUAUAACUGCAGUUUCGUAUUCACUGUAG
Messenger RNA from Besnoitia besnoiti, 2607 nucleotides. RefSeq lists its product as uncharacterized. The record is from RefSeq and is a predicted model, not a curated record. Lineage: Eukaryota; Apicomplexa; Conoidasida; Eucoccidiorida; Sarcocystidae. Bases 1 to 2607 code for a protein of 868 amino acids. The transcript is spliced from 2 exons.